AUGACAAGAUUGACAUCAGUUGCAGAACAAGCACUCACCAACGACUUCGUAUACUCUUUGAGAUUGACUGUAAAGCCAGCAAAUGAAUAUAUGUUUGAGGUAUUUAAAGAAGAUAAGUCAUGGAUUGUAAAUAUUAAAGAACGAAAUUGCACUUGCAAUAGAUUUCAGAAGGAUGAAAUGUCAUGUGGCCAUGCUCUUGCUAUGAUGAAGGAGAUGAACAUAGACCCCUACGAUUAUUGUUCACAUUACUACACAACAAAAGUAUGGUUAGAAACAUACGAUGCAACUGUGUAUCCAGUAGGGAAACAACAACAUUGGGAAUUACCAGACUUUUUCAAAGACAUCAUAGUGUUGCCUCCAUUUGAAAGAGUGAAGGCUGGAAGACAAAAAAAAAGAAUUAUAGCUGCUUGA
Messenger RNA from Humulus lupulus (European hop), 411 nucleotides. RefSeq lists its product as uncharacterized. The record is from RefSeq and is a predicted model, not a curated record. The transcript is spliced from 2 exons. Gene Ontology annotation, molecular function: zinc ion binding. The coding region runs from base 1 to 411 and encodes 136 amino acids. NCBI's taxonomy places the organism in Eukaryota, Viridiplantae, Streptophyta, Magnoliopsida, Rosales, Cannabaceae.